GUCACCUUCUACUUUGUCUAACCCACUUUCCUUCCUCGGCGUUUGCCCCAGCACAAGAAUAUCAUUUCCAAGCACAAUGUGCUGCGACGUUUCAAUCCCGCCACACCCUUUAAAGCAGCAUCUCACAGCUAGAACGAGAUCUCCCCUUCCCUUCACUGCACUUUGGAUCGAUUUUCUCCCAUCUCUAUAUAUGGUUUUCCCCGGUCUCUGCUUCUGCGGUGGCGGAGCGGGCGAGAGAGGGAGUGUAUGUAUACGCGCAUGUCCAGGACCUUUUUGCUGACGGAGGAAUCGACUGAGUUGGGUCUACUCUGUAUGUUCUAGAGCGAAUCCUGUAUUCCGACCUCACGUAUCCUAGUGCUCCUUUUUUAUGGGCUUGAAGGGAAUGCGUGCUUCUUUCCGAUCCCGUUAGUAGGUCUAGCAUUUUUUUUUAUUGUUCCAGCACCGACAAGCUUCUUAGCUUCUUUUCCUACGCGACUUGGGUCGUUCUGUGGCCCGUGCGUUUCAGCAGGGGCCUUAAUUUCGCAUCCCGUCGAUGGUUAUAGUGCUGCGAAUGGUUGUAUAGUGCCAUUCUUUUGCCCACUUCUUCCAGAAAGUGGGAGCUAGUCUUUUGUAGGUUUCCACGGUUCCCUGAUUUAGUUGUGUCGAGAAGCUUCUAGUUCUGUGAAUUGGGCGCGGAAGACGAGGUUGUUAUUAUUGUUUGGAGAACUGAAAAUCCAAAUUGAGUACAACACGUCUCGACUACAGAAUUUGUAAACUUGUGAACGCAGCAGAGAUUUUUGCUGAUUAGGUAGGUAUCUGUUGGAGGGCUUCCUGCUCCACAUCAAAACACAAAUGAUCGUCGAGUAAAAAUCGGUACACUCGAUUGAAUGUCACUGCAUAGAUUCGAAAAGUUAAGGAAUAGCUGCCUGUCCUUCCAAGCGAGCGAAAAAAGUCUGAAUGAGAGCAUAACUGCUUCAUUUUCUAUGGACUCGUGCAUCUCUAGAGAGAGCGUAGUUAGCAGAGUUGCAAUAUCUUGUUGCAAGUUCAGGUAUCAUCCAGUGACGAGGUCCUUGCUGGAAUGCCACAGCCAGAGGCCUGCGCGCAUGUGCAUUUAAUGUUACUAUUUCUUGCAGUAGAUAAUUUUUUUAUGCAGUCUCUGUGAAUCAGUAGAAGUUUGCUUCUUCUGGAGGAGGGUCUGUCAUCUGACAAAGAAGAUCAAGUAUGGGAGCUAUGACGCGUCGCAAGUGCGUUCCUAGCGAUGGUAUCAGGCAACUUGUGUGGAGCAAAGAAUUUUACUCUUGGAUUAUAACGCUGUUAACAUAAAUUAACCCCAACUUCCAUAGACGUUGAUGCUACAAUCAUGGCGGAAAUGCAUACCACACUUUCGGAGGAUGUUGUCGAAGAGCGCCACACCAGUAUGGAGGAGGUGUUGCCUCUUCACAUUUUAUCAGACAUCUGUAAUAGGGUCAGGGAUGCAAAGGACCUCGCCAAUUGUGCGGCAACGAGCAGAGCCAUGGAUGACGCUGUGCGAAAUGUUCAGAGCCUCAAUCUCAUCUGCCUGAAGAAGUAUUUCCUUCUGGCACGAAAGCGCUUUCCUAUUAGAGUCCCGUGCCCAACCUCAGAUGAUGAAGAUGAACUUGACACAGACUCGGAGGACGACAGCGAUGAGGAAAAAGUUGAGCCCUGCGUAACGAAAGACCCAAGCUCAAGUUCCUCAGAACAUCAGCCCCAGGAUGGAGUUAAUGAAAACUCAGCCCCAAUCUCAGGUUCCUCUGCACACAAGCCCCAGGAUGCUCUCUCUGGAAAGCCUGCUCCUAUCCCACGUUCAUCCUUACACCCACCCCAGGAUGGUCUCUGUGGAAGGUUAGCCCCAGCUAAGCCGCCCGCCUAUGUGUCAUUCAAAAUCGCAUGUCUUAACAUGCUCGGGCGUGUGAAAGAUGUUAAGCAUCUUCGAAUUGAAGUUGACCAGGAAAUGCAAGCAAACUUGUUUCAGAAGGAGGAGAUACACAUGGUGGACUUCUGGUUGAGCGAGCCCAUGUUUGUACGCAAGUGGGUGUCAGCGUGCUUCAGAACGCUUCAGCAUUUGACUGUUGUUGAUUACGGCCAGCAGGCCAUCAUGCGCCAGUCUCCCAUUCUGAGGGUUCUCUCUGAAAACUGCAAAGAAUUGACGCAUUUAGAGUUGAGGAACAUGUACCUCGACACAAACGAUCUGGACAAAUUACCUAAGCUGGAAAGUCUCACUCUCCGGUGUAUCAAAAUGACAGAAAGGUCUCUCACUGACAUCGAUGACUGCAUGCCAGUAUUAGUAACUCUUGCGCUUGUGAGUGUUUUCGGUGUCCAAGAUGCCAAAAUGAAAUCCCAAAAAUUGGAGGUAUUGUGUCUGGGACUGUCCACAAGCGCCAGGAUUGUGGAUCUAAACCUUCCCCAAGUUAAGAAGCUGCAACUAAAGAUGACAUGUCCGGAAAUACUCCGGGUGCGUGCUCCCAAGUUGACCUACGUCGCAGUCUGCAUGGAGAAACGAGACCGACCCGACGUAGAGUUUCUAGAGGUGAAUGGUCUCAAAGAGCUUCUCUUCGGAGCUUCACACUUCUCAAUACUCCCCUACCUCAUGAAGAGCAAUCGCUUACUGGAGAAGAUUUUUCUGGAUUUACCGUGUAUGGCUCUAGGGGAAGAUGGCAAGUGGGAAGGUGUUCUGGAGCAGAUCCCGAGGAGUCUCCCCGACAUUGAAGUUCUGAAAGCAUCAUGCCCCAUUUUGCACACACUCAGUGUUGGCCCGGGCCUUUGGCAUGCCAUGGAGGAGUCCUUCGAGAUCAACCAAGAGCUGGCUACAUUCCGGAGGUGGCGAACUCUGACCAAGUUCAUUGUGCACAUGGUAGUUCAGAGCUUGGACAAUUGCAUGUCAGUGUUGCAGUGGCUGGUGGAUGCGGUUCCCACCCUCAAGUUCCUGGAAAUCUACGUUCAUGUAGACAGCCCUGCCGAUCGGCAGCUCUUCCAAUCAAAAUGUGAGGAGGAAUUCACGAUGCUCACCAAAUUGACGAUGGGGACCUGGAAACGAAGCUUGAACUUUACCUGCUUCAGCUUCUGAUUAUGUUCAACACUCUCACUUAUCCGCACCAAAAACUUGUACAGACACUUCGCAACCAGCACCCAAUUGUUGCUUCUUCUUUCCUUUUCUUUUUUGCUUCGUUAUGCUGUGUAGCUUCGUGAAUAUUUACCACCAACUCUUAUCUAUCCCACUCUUGAGAACUUGUUGUAUACCUGGCAGAGUUUCAGUCAAAUUAGUGCAUGUGCGGUAGACUGGUUUUUGUUAUUUACCAAACUUGCAAAAUCGGUAUCGUCUGCUCCUAUUGCCGUCAGGCCUGACCUUGGAAUCUUCGCCCAGAAGCAGUAGAAUUAUUAAAAAUAGAGUUUUUUUUUUUUUUUUUUUUUUUUUUCUUUGUUGUUGUUGUUGUUGUUGUGUGUGUGUGUGAUGACCAGGUCUUGAUUAGACCUAAUGGGGGUGUGCUUUACCGACAAUGAGGCAGCUGAGGCUUAAGAGUGACAAUUGGGUGCCCGAGAUAAGAACACAGACAAGAAGAGGAAAUGAACAAUUGGGAUUGGCAGACAACAAGGAUUUGUGGAUGGAGUUGUGUUGUAGUAAUUCAUCCAAAGAGAGACUAGUGAUUUCCUGUGUACUGAUGCUCCAUUUUGCUGGAAAAAUUUGUGCAAAAUCAAUUAUGAAGGCAACAAAAUGUGAAUUAAUAUUGUUUGUUUUGUUU
Messenger RNA from Physcomitrium patens, 3737 nucleotides. Its product is annotated as F-box/LRR-repeat protein At4g29420. Lineage: Eukaryota; Viridiplantae; Streptophyta; Bryopsida; Funariales; Funariaceae. Gene Ontology annotation, molecular function: protein binding. The record is from RefSeq and is a predicted model, not a curated record.